CAACGGAGGCGCCGACGAUGGGAGGUCGAACGGAGCUGACGGCAAGUCUGAGGCGGAAGGCGGCGGCGCCAACGACGAGCUGGACGGAGGCGGCGACAAAGACGAGGCGUACGGAGGCGGCGGCGACGGCGAGGCCGAGGGAGGCGGCGGCGAAGGCGUUGCGCACGGAGGCGGCGGCGACGGCGAGGCUGACGGAGGCGGCGGCGAGGGCGAGGCGGACGAAGGCGGCGGCGACGGCGAGGCGGAGAGAGGCGGCGGCGACGGCGAUGCCGAGGGAGGCGGCGGCGACGGCGAGGCGGAGGGAGGCGGCGGCGACGGCGAGGCGGAGGGAGGCGGCGGCGACGGCGAGGCGGAGGGCGGCGGCGGCGAGGGCGAUGCGGACGGCGGCGGCGGCGACGGCGAUGCCGAGGGAGGCGGCGGCGACGGCGAGGCGGACGGAGGCGGCGGCGACGGUGAGGCGGAGGGAGGCGGCGGCGAGGGCGAGGCGGAGGGCGGCGGCGGCGAGGGCGACGCGGACGGCGGCGGCGGCGACGGCGAGGCGGAGGGAGGGGGCGGUGACGGUGAGGUGGACGGCGGCGGCGGCGAUGGUGAGGCGGACGGAGGCGGUGGUGGGGGUGAGGUGGACGGCGGCGGCGGAGCCGGUGAGGCGGAGGGAGGCGGCGGCGAGGGCGACGCGGACGGCGGCGGCGGCGACGGCGAUGCCGAGGGAGGCGGCGGCGAGGGCGACACGGACGGAGGCGGCGGCGAUGGCGAGGUGGAGGGAGGCGGUGGCGAGGGCGAGGCGGACGGCGGUGGCGGCGACGGCGAUGCUGAGGGCGGCGGCGGCGACGGCGAUGCCGAGGGAGGCGGCGGCGACGGCGAAGCGGACGGAGGCGGCGGCGAUGGUGAGGCGGACGGAGGCGGCGGCGAGGGCGAGGCGGAGGGAGGCGGCGGCAAGGGCGACGCGGACGGCGGCGGCGGCGAGGGCGACGCGGACGGCGGCGGCGACGACGGCGAGGCGGAGGGAGGGGGCGGCGACGGUGAGGUGGACGGCGGCGGCGGCGAGGGCGAGGCGGACGGAGGUGGCGGCGAUGGUGAGGUGGAGGGAGGCGGUGGCGAGGGCGAGGCGGACGGCGGUGGCGGCGACGGCGAUGCCGAGGGAGGCGGUGGCGACGGCGAGGCGGACGGAGGUGGCGGCGACGGUGAGGUGGAGGGAGGCGGCGGCGAGGGCGAGGCGGAGGGAGGCGGCGGCGAGGGCGACGCGGACGGCGGCGGCGGCGAGGGCGAGGUGGAGGGAGGCGGCGGCGAUGGUGAGGCGGAGGGCGGCGGGGGCGACGGCGAGGCGGACGGAGGCGGCGGAGACGGUGAGGCGGACGGAGGUGGCGGCGAUG
Molecule: messenger RNA, 1370 nt
Organism: Emiliania huxleyi CCMP1516
Lineage: Eukaryota; Haptophyta; Isochrysidales; Noelaerhabdaceae
Exons: 1
Source: RefSeq, a predicted model, not a curated record